AUGGAUGGGGAAGAAGUUUUGGAUGGAGAAGAAAAUGAAGUUAAGGAAGCAGAAGAAGUUAAGGAGGAUGGAGAAGAAGUUAGGGAAGGAGAAAAAGUUAAGAAUGAAGAACAAGUUAGGGAAGGAGAAGAAGUUAAGGAUGGAGAACAAGUUAGGGAAGGAGAAGAAGAAGUUAAGGAUGGAGAAGUAGUUUGGGAUGGGGAAGAAGUGAAGGAAGGAGAAGCAGAAGAAGUUUUGGAUGGAGAAGAAGUUAAGGGUAAAGAAGAAAGUAUGGAUGGGGAAGAAGUUUGGGAUGGAGAAGAAGUUUGGGAUGGAGGAGAAGUUUGGAAUGGAGGAGAAGAACCGAAGUAUGGAGAAGAAGUUAAGGAAGAAGAAGUUUAG
This is a messenger RNA of Sphenostylis stenocarpa, 381 nucleotides long. The record is from the annotation of a GenBank genome assembly. Lineage: Eukaryota; Viridiplantae; Streptophyta; Magnoliopsida; Fabales; Fabaceae.